Linum trigynum is the source of this 1177-nucleotide messenger RNA. The record is from the annotation of a GenBank genome assembly. NCBI's taxonomy places the organism in Eukaryota, Viridiplantae, Streptophyta, Magnoliopsida, Malpighiales, Linaceae.
CAAAGCUAUUUGUUUCCUUUAUAGCUUGUGGUGAACAUGCUUAUUCUGCAUUAAUAUGAUGAGUGAAGUCUCUGUAUGUGUACGCUUACUGGUAUUAUUUUAUCUUAUUGACCAAUUACUCUCACUUGUUGGUGAAGACUAUCAGAAGACAGAAGCCUCUUUAGUUGGUGCUAUUCUGUCAAAAGUUGUUCCUGCAGCGUUCUCAACUGAAACUUGUUUUUCUAGAAUGAUAUGUGUACUGACACCACCAUUUGUUGUGGCAGCAUCUGUUCUGACCUGCUUGAAAGAUAAACCAAGGAAAGGGGAGAAAUUAACAUUGUCACCCAGUGGGACGUUGGCUGCAAUUACAGACUCCCUUGGCCUAAUAAUGCUGUUAGACACUCAAGCCUUGGUAGUGGUUAGACUAGAGAAGGGAUAUCGCGAUGCUAGCUGUUUGUUCAUGGAAAUGCUGAUUAACAAUGAUAACCCAGGAAGCCAUUCAUCUUAUCAUGAACCAGUGAAGAGUGAUUACUGCCUCUGCCUAGCUAUUCAUGCACCACGGAAAGGAAUCGUGGAGGUGUGGCAAAUGAGAACCGGAGGACGUAUUCUGGGCGGUUCAGUAUGGGAAAGGGAGUAAAAUACUGCAACCCACAUACAGGUUUAGAUCGGUAGUGGACGACGGCUCUCCGUAUGUUCCUCUUGAAGUGUUCUUGUUGAAUGGAGAAUCUGGUCAGAUCUCGGUGUUGAAUCGAUCACUUCACUAGCUAAUGUCUUGAGUUACUCAAUCUUUUUUCAACCGUUUUGUUGUUGUGGUAGUUAGCUUUUGAUCUAUUGAGAUUCAUUCAUUGUUGCCUGUGUCGAUGUGAUUGGUAAUAUGCAAUAUACCAAUGGGAACAACACAUAAUUUUGAUGAAGUGUACAUAAAUGAGCGCGUUCUGCUUUUAUUUUCAUGCAUAAGUCAUCAGUGUUGUCAUUGUUCCAUAACAUCGGUAGGGUAUAGGUGAAGUAUAUAUGAAUUUGAGUUUUAGUGGAUGGAUUAGGGUAGAGCAUGAAUAUUACGUUUAGAAAAUGUUCAAAUUACUCGAGUUGUUGGGAAAAGAUUAUACUGGAUCUUAUAACACUCUCUAAGAAUUCCAUCUGAUAUGAUGGGUGCCAAAUAUCAAUUGGAUGCCACGAGGAAUGAAGAUUACUUAUUUCA